Messenger RNA from Oncorhynchus masou masou (cherry salmon), 3752 nucleotides. RefSeq names its product polyhomeotic homolog 3 (Drosophila) (gene phc3a). Gene Ontology annotation, molecular function: zinc ion binding; chromatin binding; histone binding. NCBI's taxonomy places the organism in Eukaryota, Metazoa, Chordata, Actinopteri, Salmoniformes, Salmonidae. The transcript is spliced from 13 exons. Gene Ontology annotation, biological process: negative regulation of DNA-templated transcription. Gene Ontology annotation, cellular component: nucleus; PRC1 complex. The record is from RefSeq and is a predicted model, not a curated record. Bases 146 to 2992 code for a protein of 948 amino acids.
GACUUGACGCAUUAGAACAUGACUGGGAUUGUGACAGUCUGAACCGGUGGGUUUUCGUUCGGUCACUUCGCCAUGGGUCAGGUCUAAUAACAAAUCCAGCCAGUUGGCCCAGUGAUACAGACCGUAGCUUAGUUUUACCAGCAGCAUGAUGGACAGGCAGAGCCCUAAAAAGACAGAGGGAGGAGGAGAGAGUGAGACCAAUGGGACUGCUGCUACUGUCACUGUCACCUCUAACACCAAAGCAGUUACAACGGUUGCCAACAACAACAUUGCUGCUUCAGUGGUCAUCGCCAUGACGACAACCGACAGCACCACGCCCCCAAGCAGUCAGGCCCCACCCACUUCUCUAGGCACCACCCCUACAGAGAGCCAGGCGGUUCAGGUGGUCCAGCAGGCCAUCCACAGCAGGCCCCAGACCAUGGCAGCUCAGUACCUGCAGCAAAUGUACGCGGCCCAGCAGCAACACAUCAUCCUGCAGACAGCUGCGCUGCAGCAGCAACAGCCUUACAGUAGCAGACAGUCCCCCUCCUUACCCUCUGCUGCCAACAGCACGGUGCCCCAGUCCACUGGUACCUCUAUCACCCUCCCAGCCUCUCCAGUAACAGGCCAGCUGAUUGGUCAUUCUCAGAGUUCCAGCUCCACCACAGGCACGAUUACCCAGCAGGCCAUGCUCCUGGGGAAUUGCUCUGCUUCCUGUAACCAAGCCCAGAUGUACCUUCGCACCCAGAUGUUGAUUCUGACCCCUGCGGCCACGGUGGCAGCAGUCCAGUCUGACCUGCCUUCUGUCUGCUGUAGCUCCUCUCAACUCUCCACUUCACAGGUCCACAGCCUUGCUGUGCAGGCCCAUCUCCCAGGGGCUUUGGCCACUGCCCAGAGUGUCCUGUUGAAGCCAUUCUCCACCCAGCCCCAGACGCUGGUCUCCUCUCUGCCUAAGAUGUCCAUCUGUCCCCUGAGGUCCAGUCAGCAGUCUGACCCCACCACAGAAGCCUCUGGAGCUAAGCCUCGGCUGGCUGACAUCACCAGGCUAACAUCAGCAAACCAGCUUAUGGCGCCUGCGUCGUACACUCCUGUCCAGUCCCAUGCUGUGGUCAGGCACCAGCUGCACUGUCCUCCGAGCCAUAAGGGGGCACCCCACCAGCUCAUCAUCCAGCAGACCACAGCAGGAGCCCACCGGCAGCUGCACCCUAUCGCACUGCGCCUCGCACCCCAAGACACUUCCCCCUCUCUCUUCCCUCUUACCCUCCAGCCCCUGGCCACUCCCACCCACACCACCACCACUGUCCAAUCCCAGCCUGGCGAUGGCCUUCCAGUCCUCUCCUCUUCCUGUGAGCUGCCCGCCCCACCCCCUCCCCAGCAGACAGUGGUAGUAUCCUCAUCAGCCCCUCCACCUCUUCUGUGUCCCAGCCUGCUCCAGCCCCAGCUCCACCACCAGCCCAAGCCCCCUACCCUGCGUCUUGGCCCCAUCUCCCAGGCCUCUCUCCCCAGGCUGCUCCAGUCUCCACCGGCCUCCCUCCAGAGGUUGUCCCUGCGCUCAGUCCAGGCCCUGGCAGUGCAGUCCACUGGGGUUCAGGUGUCGGAGGAGCUGCCUGUGGCAGAGGCGCCGGUCCAGAUGCCUUUUCAGAACCAUCACCCCCCCCAGACAUUCCAGAAUCUAUCCCAGACGUUCCAUAAUCUCUCCCCACCCCAGACUGUAGCUGUGGACCUGAAGAUGCUUCCAGCCACCCUACGUCCCCAGACCCCAGAGAUGAGAGAGGAGAGGACGACCCCUCCACCCACACUCUCUCCAUCGGCUUGUUCAGACAGACUCUGUAAAGACAUACAGCUCGCCUUUACAGAGAACUGCACAGGCAGGUUGGAUUUCCCCUGCGUCCCUCCGCCCAGCCGCUCCGUUACCCACUCGUGUCAAGACCCCUCCUCUUACACCAGCUGCUCCCCUCCUCCACUCCUGCCCUCGGCCGCGGUAAGAAGCCCCGGCCAAUCCCCCUCAGCCACCCUACCAGGGAGCCCUGAGAGAGCUAAACCUCUCAUCCUCACUCACAUCAUAGAGGGGUUCGUCGUCAGAGAGGCCCUGCAGCCGUUCCUCCCGAUAUGUCCACUGAUGGGCCGUUCCUCUUUGGGGGCGGACCAGCAGGCCACGCUUCCUGAAGCCCGGGAGGUGGGAACCAAUGGGGAUCCAACACCUGAGAUGAGAACCAAUAAGGAUUCAGCUAUAGAAUUGAGAACCAAUGGUGAUCGAGUACCAGAGGAGAGCCUGAUGGAUGCUGAGCAGCCAGACAAUGACUCAGACAUGGAUGAUACCCCCACCCAGGACGAACCUGCUGCUGAGAGCUUGGUAGAUGUGCUGCAGUGUGAGUUCUGUGGGAAGAGGGGCUACGUUCACACCUUCCUCCGAUCCAAACGAUUCUGCUCCAUGACCUGUGUCAAGAGGUUCAAUGUGAGCUGUACAAAGCGUCUGAGCGUGUUGAAGGUGGACAAGGCCAGUCGUUGGGGCCACAGGCCGAUGGGCCGUAGAGGACGUCCCUCGGGGAGGGUCAACGGGGGCACCAGAGAACACUUCCUCCUCAGACAGGUGCAGGGGCCGUACGGCUCUGAAGAGACCCAGAGAACAUUGAGGGGGGAAGAGGAGGCUGAGGAUGAGCCCCCUGUCCCCAUGAUCACCAGGCUGCGCAGGCAGGAAGAGAGGGAGAGGGUGCAGGAGAGAGAGAGGGAGCAGGGAAGACAGAGGAAAGACUCAUUCAUAUCCUCUGGUGAACAGACCACAGGAGGACAAGAAUGUAGUGACAAUCCAACACAGUGGAGCGUGGGUCAAGUCUGCUCCUACAUCAACUCUCUACCAGGUGGGCGGGACAUAUCAGAGGAGUUCCGUUCCCACGAGAUUGACGGCCAGGCCCUCCUAUUGCUGACAGAGGACCACCUGAUGACAGCGAUGAACAUCAAACUAGGACCCGCCCUCAAACUCUGUGCCCACAUCAACUCUCUGAAGGAACCAUAAGCACAGGACAGGGCCCAUCUGGUCAAAAAUAGGGUACUAUAUAGGAGAUAGUGCCAUUUGGGAUGCGAACGGGAGGAGCACACUUAUCAGACUUGGAGGAUAUGAGAUUCUAAGAAAUGACACACAAACAAAUAUACUUGCUCUCUACCUUUUUAACUCUUUGAGAAGCAGCAAGUUAACUAUUCAUCUGUGUGUCAGUCAUCAUUCACAACACAUUAACAACCAUCUAUCAUCGUAGUGAUUGUAGCAAUAAGGCUCAAGGUGGCCUUUUUUUCUGUGUUACAUUGUAAGUACUGUACAUGCUGUUUAAACUUAAGUUUAAAGAAUUGUAUUUAAAUGUUUUCAAAAUGUUACUCUGAAGACCAUUUUCCAAGCCUGAGAGGAGUUGGCAUUUAACAAUGACUCAAGUGUGUGCCCCAAUGGCACCCUAUUCCUUUUAUAGUGUGCUACUUUUGACCAGGACCCAUAGGGCUCUGGUCAAAAGUAGUGGACUAUAUAGGGUGCCAUUUGGGAUGUAUCCAGAUUGACUGAAGUUGCAUAUGAGGAAAUCCACUUCCAACCCGUGCAGCAUAGCAACUGCAGAGCAACCAGGAAGUGCCUUGUGAAUUCCAAGGUUGAUGAGACAUUAGAUCAAGUAACAUGUUUAUUACUGCCAUGUUUAUUAUUACCAAAAUAUAUAUAUAUAUAACACAUGUAAAGUGUUGGUCCCAUGUUUCAUGAGCUGAAAUAAAAGAUCACUGAAAUGUUCCAUUCACACAAA